Molecule: messenger RNA, 3606 nt
Organism: Etheostoma spectabile (orangethroat darter)
Lineage: Eukaryota; Metazoa; Chordata; Actinopteri; Perciformes; Percidae
Gene: scn4bb
Product: sodium channel, voltage-gated, type IV, beta b
Exons: 6
Coding region: 593-1288 (231 amino acids)
Biological process (GO): regulation of sodium ion transmembrane transporter activity; cardiac muscle cell action potential involved in contraction; regulation of ventricular cardiac muscle cell membrane repolarization
Cellular component (GO): plasma membrane; voltage-gated sodium channel complex
Molecular function (GO): transmembrane transporter binding; sodium channel regulator activity
Source: RefSeq, a predicted model, not a curated record
AUGCAGCCAACGGAGAGGACAGGGAAAAGUUGUGAGGUAGCCGGAGGUACGGGCAGGGAGAAGAGUCAGUGUCAUUGGCGCUCUGCUAAGUAGGAAUGAGAGCAACGGCUUUUCAUCCUGUCCGUCAGUCUCUCUGCGUUUCUGUCUGUCUUUCUGAUUGUCUCUCCCUCUCCUUUCUAAUUGUCUCUCAUCCUGGCUGGCGCUGCAACGUUGCUGGCUCUGCAGUGAAAGUGCUGGCUGGUGGAUUCUCCUUGAGUGAACCCUGACUGUGCGCAGUGUUUGCCACUCCGUUACUGUCCUGUCCACCCUGACUCAGCUGUGCAGGCAGCCUGCUGGCUCAAACACCGGCUGCAGGAGCAGUCUCUUCGACAGAAUUGCUGUAAGGGGUUGGCGUGCAGUCUUCGUACCCCCGGGACUAGUGAAGGAGCACAACUGGGACGUGCCUCGUUUGGUGGCCAGACAUCCAGACAGCACCUUCCAGAUUUAAUCCAGGAAACCCCAGAGGCCAAGUUGUACUAAAGGAUAUUAUACGAGCUAUCUGGAGCCUGCUGGAUCCUGCAGCAGUAUUUGUUUCGGAGCAGAUCUGGCUGCCAUGGAGGUCCAGUGGGUUGGGGUUGAAGUCCCGAGGCUGGGCCUUCCACACACAGCUGUCGGCCUGAUCUUCUCUAUGCUGCUUGGCCUGUGGUCUGUUCAGGCCCUUGAGAUGUCUGUAGGGAAGAUUCCCUUCCUCCAGGCAGUGAAUGGCAGCACGGUCAUGUUGCCUUGCACAUACGCCAGCUGUAUCGGCAUCGAGGACCUCUACUUCAGCUGGCACUUCAAUGACAAUGGCACCAUGCAGAAGGUGUGUGAUUCAGUGAUAGCGUCGGAGACGGCGGUGCCACAUGUGAAUAUAUAUCGAGAGCGGGUGGAGUUUGUGGGGAUGAAUCGUAACAACAACAUCUCCAUCUUGCUGUGGAACAUCACCUUUGAGGACGGAGGCCAGUACACUUGUUUUGGACGCAACCCCAAAGAGAAGGGCAGGAACCACAGUACCAUCUUCACUCUAGUUGUGGUGGACGAGUUGAGGGUGGUGGACAACACGCUGACCAUCCUGAUCGCCUCAGCUGUGGGCGGAGGCAUUGCAGCAUUGAUGGGCUUCAUGUUGCUCAAGAACUUCACUCUCUAUGUUCUUGCCAGGCUUGAAGAGAAAAAUAAGGAGUGCCUUGUAACUUCAUCAGGGAUCGACAACACAGAAAAUGGCCUCUCAGGAUCUAAAGCGGAUUCAAAACCAACACCAAAAAAGAAAUGAGAAAGUGCACGUAUAUAAAACAAUAUGAGUACACAUAUUUAUGUACCUUCUUUGCAUAUAUUUGUAUAUGCACAUGUGUUUGCACACACACACACACAAACACAAGCAAAUUCAUUAUGUUCAAGAUGGGAUCCUAAAAACAGCCUGGCUGUGACCUUCGAAAGGGAAUAUAUACAUGUCCACGGAAUAUUAAUGUUGCAGAUGAUGUACAACUAAGAAAUAUGCAAAUCAGUGCAUGCAUAAUUAUUUAAAAUGUGCUUAUAAUUUAAUAAUUUACAUCUAAAGGAUAAUUGCACCUACCAGAGACACUUUCACUUGAUUUAUUUGGUCCUAAUCUUAUAAUAUUUAUAUCCUACCUCCUAUCUGCCAUCCCAUACAUCUUCCUCCUUUGCCCACAGUGGUAACACAGUAUGAGAAAAAACACGUUGAAAGGCGUUGUCUUUGUUUUUUGGGGGGUGUGGCCAGUAACUGGGUCUGAAAUCAGUUAAACAAGUGUUAUGUAAAGAUAGUGUGUGCUUUUACUUGAUGAUAUGUGUCCUGAUGCCACCCAGAGCAUGAAUAUCAAGUCAAAAAGGUCUCUAUGGACAACAUUGUUCUCAAAUUGUCUCUGGUUAGACUUUUGGACUGACAAUUCGUUGUAGAUAGUGGACGUAAGCACACUGCUUUGUCAACAGCAGUGAAGGAAGCAUUACCUUAAAGGUAGUUUUACAACAGGAAGGAAGGAAGAAAGCAUGACACAUUCUGGAAACUAUUCAACUGAUUGAUUCCUCACUGGUUCAGCAGCCUCUGGAUAAUUUAAAGGUGCAAUUUGGAUCAGAGUGGUUGACUUAUUGGUGGAUAUUUGGUCAUUGAAAUGAUUCCCACUGGUAGUCACCUGAUACAUCUGCACCAAGCAAGUAAACAAACAGAAUGUUAAGAAGAAAGACCCCAUUUAAAAUGCUGUGUGGAAACACGGGGUGAUUAUCCUGCUGGUAGAGGCCAUGUGUGUUUACAGGUAUUAUGCAGUGAGUGGAAGCUAAGUGGAAGCAAGCUUGUUAAGGAGCAGUAAGCUACGUGUCUCUGGUAGAUGGUUGAACUCAUUACAUUGAAACCAAAUUAUAUGCACAUUUUAUUAAAUUAGGGGAUGAUUGUGUGUGUGUGUGUGUGUGUGUGUGUGUGUGUGUGUGUGUGUGUGUGUGGUGUGUGUGUGUGUGGUGUGUGUGUGUGUGUGUGUGUGUGUGUUGUGUGUGUGGAUUGGUGUGGGUGUGUGGUGUGUGUGUGUGUGUGUGUGUGUGUGUGUGUGUGUGUGUGUGUGUGUGUGAAAAACAAUUUAUCAAUUUGCACAGUCAUGCUCUGUUUAAAGUGCUGGGUAGCCAUGAUAUAUCAAUAAUUAUUUGUGGCCACAGCAGCCAGAAUACAUUAAAAAAAAAAAGUAAACUUUGACUGUUUUUCAUCCAAAGUCAAAACAAAAACAACUUCUUUGUUUAAGUGCUUGAGACAGGAAAUAAUGUAAUGUAGUUAGAGGUGGGCUGAAUCCUGACACCAAAUUCACACUAGUUUGUUGAUAAUAUGAUCUUACUACAUCAAAAUCAAAUCUCACUUAUCUACUGAUCAAUUAGUGGCUGCUGUCCACAAAACUCCUUCUGAUGUAUUCAAACAACUGUUGUAAAAUAAAGGGUGCUUUGCUUAGUGCUGACUCAAAUGGUACUGACAGGAUAUUGUAGGAUUCAGCCCAGCUCUUCAUCUUGUACCUUCUCUUUGCUUGAUAUAAAACACAGGUGCCUGUUAGUGCUUACGCUCCUCUGCCAGCGAGGACAACUACAUAUUGCAAAACAGUUUAUAAAGCUCAGCAACCGUAAUAAUACAACAAGCUUCUAAACUGACUUGAUGACAAUCCCCUUAAACAACCCCCCACCCACUCCCUAGAAAAUGAAUGACUGAUGUUGCCGCUUUGAAAACAAUAACCAAUGCAUUUUAAGCAUGUGCAACAUGGGCCAGAUUUUAGACACAAUGCUUGAAAGCAGAAAUAUGUACUUUUUGGAAAAAAAAAAAACAUGUUUCAAUAUACUAACACUGGUAGAGUCAGCUCUGAGGUUAGCUGUAAAUCACAUUUUAUGCCAUGCUAAUUUCAUUGUGCUAACCCGUGCUUAGGCUAAGCCCUAUUUGGUGAUGUGGCCCUGGAUACUGUAUGCCUGAAUCAGACUCAACAUAUUUGCUUAGUAUGUGAUUCUUUGUGGAAAUGGCUUGUUUUUCCUAAACACUGGCAAACAUCCAUUCAGUCAGUGUGUUUCUCUUUAAUAAAUCAUCUUUACCAGCUGCACUGCAGUGAAAAAGAAAAA